AUGGCCGGAGAGCCGCCGGGGAGUGCCCCUGCUGUGCUCACCAAGCCGGUGUCGGACGAGCCCCGGGUCCCGGGUGCCGGAGACCUGGCAAGGAUGGCGCUGGCAGCUUCGGACAAAGAUGCAGAAUCCCCGCGCGGUCGCGGGCGUUCGCCCCAGCGCCAGGAGGCUGCGCGCCCGGUAGCGCUGGGCUCCGCCGUGGCCGAAGUGUGGCGCGGCCUGCGGGCUCUUCAAGCUCAGCAGCUGGAGCAGGUGGCCUUCUUCGAGCGCCUGCAGGUCGAGGUCGAGGGGCGCUUUGAGCAAGUCUGCACGAGCAUCGGGGAGCUCGAGACCAGGCUACGCUCAGAGCUGGUGGCCGUGCAGGGAGAGCUCAGCGAGCGGCUCGAAGGCGAGCUAGCUGCUCUGCGCCCACAGCUGGCAGCGCUGGCGGAGCGCUCCGUGGGCGAGGCCAUGGUGGGGAAAGUCGAGGACUUGGCUGCCUCACUGGAAAACGUGCGGCAGCAGUGUGACCUCCUCGUGGCGCAGCGAAUCUUGUCGCUGUCGCCGAAGGCGCCGGCAUCGCCGACAGCAGAGGCAUUCGCAGCUGAGGAUUCACCCACGCACUCCUUGGCAAAGAUCCAGGAGUUCAACAACAGGCUCGAGCAGCUCGAGGGGACCUGCCGCGGGCAGCAAGAGGAGCUCCAGCGGCUCUUGCGGCAGCAGCUGCGCUGCGAGGCGACGACCGGGUCGCUGGAGGUGAAAAUGUCGGCCGCAGAUGACAUUCUUCGGACGCUUCGCAGGCCCGACAGCGGAAAUCAGCUGCGCACCGAAAUGGAGGCGCUGCGGCGUGGUUUCGUACAGGAGGGCCAGGAGAGAGACGAUCAGAUUGCCGCGAUGCGGGCGGACUUCUUUGAGCACCGUCGGGUGGUGUCUGAGCGCAUGGCUUCCGCGGAGCGUGAACUGCGACGCCUCGGCGAGGCCGUGGAGCGGCGCCCAGCGCCGCCGCCCCCGACCAGCGCCGCGCCCACAGCGCAGCUGCAGGCGCUGUGGGACGAGAUCUCACGGCUGACGGGCCGAGCAGAACGUCUCGAGGCAGAUGCCAAGAUGCAUCUCGACUCGACGUCCUCCGGCCAGGCGUCAUGUUCGGGCCGUUAG
Messenger RNA from Symbiodinium natans, 1131 nucleotides. NCBI's taxonomy places the organism in Eukaryota, Dinophyceae, Suessiales, Symbiodiniaceae. The record is from the annotation of a GenBank genome assembly.